GACAGCAAGCCCAAGGAAGUCGCGAGCUUUUGUUUUUUCGCAUUUCAAUCCUAAAUACAUCGUCACGCGACGCAUUAUCCGCGCUUUUAAGAGAUCAAACCACACAACUGAACCACACUCCAGGGUUAUUUGUUUAGCUUGUGACCUGCGGACGUCUGCUGAUGUCCCUGCUUAUCGGACACCUGAACGACGUUUAAGAGGUGCCAGAGAACUGAGAUUUCAGGGUCGGCCGCAGCGCGCGCAGCCAUGGACAGAAUGACGGGAUUACUUUCCAAUUUAUGGCCUUGGAAUGCGAAUGCUAAUAUUGGCGAGCCGAGUACCAUGGCCGACAGUGGACAAGAGCGCAUUUCGCGAGCCAUGAGACCCUACGAAGCGUUCGUCGUCUGCAUCCAAAGCCUGCUCAUCUGGGAAAAUCCGGUCAUGAGUUGCAUUUUUGUCCUUGCAGUCAAUCUUCUUUUCUGGCUGGUGGUGACCUUGGAGUUUCGUUUUUAUUCCUUGGCCAGUCUUGUGAUGCUCUUCAUUUUCGUGUACACCCUGUGGGUCGAGCAGAUCUGGCCGGAGAUUCGAUUGCCCCCUAAAGAGACUCCCGACAGCGAAGGCUGGACUCCCCUUCACCCUGGAGUGCUGAGUGUUCCUGAAAUCAGUCGCCACGUAAACCAACUGCAGAACUUUGUUUCCUCCAUUUACAUCAGCGCAGCAACAAUGAGACAAGAACAGCCCGGCAAAUUUUGUGCAGUGGCCUCCUGUGCCCUGCUCAUCCUUCUUUUCAUCGGAAGGUCAAUGUCCGGUGCUGUUCUGGCGUACCUGACCCUGAUGGCCGCUAUCCUCCUGCCAGGAGUGUGUCUCCAUCUAUUGCCCGAGGACACCUUGGACAGGUUGGGAGAAGUAAAGAAAAAACUCGUAGGCAUCAAGUCAGUCCUGCUGUUCGAAGAAAUGGACACAACAAUGACUGACUCGGACUCACUGGUACCAGAAGUGACUCCGGAGGACAUGUCACUGUUGAAUGUUCACUACCAGGAGGAAGCUAAUGAAGACGAUGAUGAUGAAAUAGCAACACUUCUACCAGCUGGAGAAAUUUCCGUCAUUCCUGAAAAUUUUUCAGAUUCAAAAGCACACGCUCUUACUCCUUCGCUGAGCUUCAUGCCUGCCCACGAUGAAGACAGCAUGGACUGUGCAGAUCUACCCCAUGACAGACUUGAGGAAUCGUUUGACUUGAUCCCUCCGAGUCCCAGCAAAGCUAAAAACAAUAUCAAGUUCAAAACGAAGCACUUCAAUGGCGACGACAGCUCUGACGAUGGCAGCUUUUCAAAGGGUUUGACCUUUGCGGACGCCCCAAGCCCUGCAGUUGUGCAACAGGAACCCGAGUCGGCUGUUGCAGGACUUGGUCCAUUUGGUGAAAUGAUCACCAGAGCCGCGGUGGAAAAUGUGGCAAAGACUUUGGUGGAUGCCAUGACCUCGGUGGCCCACAGUGUCGUCUCCACCGCAGCCUUGGCUGCAGCUCAGGCACCCGCGACUUCAGAAGCAGAUAGUGAUGCAGAAAUUGAUGACUUUGAAAUCAUCAACCAGGAGGAUCUCCCCAAGUUCUCGUAAUUGUCUCUCAGCCGUUUUAACGUUAAUCCAAAUUAUAUAUUUUAUCACUUUUAUUCGAAAACUAAAAUAAUACUGCUUCAGCCGAUCACCGUGCUCAAUAAAAUGCCCUCGAGUUGGAGUUUACGGUCACAAUUUUUUAAAGUAACUUUGCUAGAAAAGCUCAACAGCAUUGCUUUAAUCGGAGCUAGAGAGCAACUGUAUUCACAGCCAAUUUCAUAAAAUACAAAUUUAACAAUUAACACCUCGAUGUUAGUGUGCUGAAUAAGGAAUGAAUUGUAUAAUGCUCGGCAAAAAAUAUUCGAAUUAAAAUUCGACAACUAGUCAUCUGUGAAUGAGCUUUGUGUUUGACAUAGUGCAGCUGGACCUGCACAAUACACCCCCCCCCCCUCUUAAGUACAGCUUUCAAAAUUUGCUUCCUGAAUGUAUUUGUAAUAUAACUAGGAAGUGUAAUGCAAACUGAUUGUGGAUUUUGUGAUUUUAGUUUUUAGGUUUAAUUAAACGUUUUAAAUAAAAAAAACUUACUAAUGUGUAAAGUUCAUGUGCUUUUACCAAUAAAGUUCUUAUUAGGUAUUGAUAUAAUUACAUUAUUUUUCUUUUUAAAUUUUUGUUAACAAAAGCGCUCAACAUUGACUUCAAGACAGACUGAAUUUUUCGAAUUUUUCAUCUCUUAAUUCUGUCACUGUUGAUCAGAUGCGUCUUCUUUUGCUUCACUUUUCUCUUCUAAGCCUUUCCUCUUUGGAAUUAUUUUGAGGAAAGCAUCUUUCCAAGUUGCUCCACCACUGACAUUUAAGAGGAUUUCGAACACUGAAAAUGUUUAUGUUUUAUCUUUUACAGUUUGUAAAUUUUUCUCACCAUGGUCGAUAGUGAGAACUCUACGGCCUUUCAGUGUCAAGUACUCUCCUAUAGGCAGUUGAGCGUGUUUUAUACCUUUUUCAACCGCCAAUUUGUGACAUAAACCCUAUAAAAGAGGUUUUUAGAAUUUAAAUUGAAGAACCACACAAGUUGUAAUUUACUUUGUGUGCGUUAUGAUCAACUAAUCCACCAAUCACAUAAACUUUGUCAUCUUCAAGCUUAUCUAGAAUAUUUUCCGAUUCACUGCUCAGAUAAAUUAUUUUUUCCUUAUCAAACGUGUCGAUAUAACUCUUUUCCGAGAUAUUAACCUGCAAUUUUUAUUUUAAAUAAUAAAUUUAAGCUCAUAAAAUAAAUUGAAACUGUAACUUACAUCCCAAUUUAGGUAUCCUUGGUGCUUUUUCAUCUCUUGCAACGAACUGCCUGACAAGCUAUUAAAAUAUAACUGCAUAGGGUUCUCAGCUCUCCUAUUUAAACUGUAGACUCUCAAGAGCUGCUUGAUGCAUUUUUCGAUUGACUGAAGUAGAAAAGCAUUAAUAAAUUUAUAAAAAUACGAUAAAAAUUUAUACUCUCUUGUCCAUCUUGUCGUCAAAUGAUAAGUCGAUAACUACUGAAACAUUACAGCCGCUCGAAGCCAUCGUCUUAUUUUUAAGAUCUUUCCUACUGGACGUUGAGACGAUUCCAGCAGCUCUAUCAUUCUUUCUCUUUUCUUUGGCAGCUUCUUUUUCUUUUGCUC
Messenger RNA from Neocloeon triangulifer, 3175 nucleotides. Its product is annotated as reticulophagy regulator 3-like. Gene Ontology annotation, biological process: reticulophagy. NCBI's taxonomy places the organism in Eukaryota, Metazoa, Arthropoda, Insecta, Ephemeroptera, Baetidae. The record is from RefSeq and is a predicted model, not a curated record. The coding region runs from base 247 to 1590 and encodes 447 amino acids. The transcript is spliced from 7 exons.